AUGCGCGGUGCCACGAUCCUCAAGUCCAGCGACGACAAGACCCGCGUCCUCAACAAGAACAACCUGAUGGCUUUCUCCGGCGAGGCGGGCGACACAGUGCAAUUUGCCGAAUUCGUCCAAGCCAACGUUGCUCUGUACUCGAUGCGCAACGAGACGGAACUGGGUCCUGCCGCCCUGGCCGCGUUCGUGCGAGGCGAGCUGGCCAAGAGCCUGCGGUCGAGGCAUCCGUAUACUGUCAACCUGUUGCUCGGCGGUGUGGACCCCAUCACCAAAGAGCCGAGUCUAUACUGGCUGGACUAUUUGGCGAGUGCGGCGAAGGUGCCAUAUGCGGCGCACGGCUACGCGCAAUACUACUGCCUCUCGAUCCUUGACAAGCACCACCACCCAGACAUUAGCUUCGACCAGGGCAUGAAGAUUCUGCGAAUGUGUACCGACGAGCUGCAACGACGGCUGCCCAUUGACUUCAAGGGCAUGACAGUCAAGGUAGUCAAGAAGGACGGCGUGCAGGAGAUCGAGUACGACACCAGCAAGCAGGUUCUCAGUGCUUGA
Cyphellophora europaea CBS 101466 is the source of this 549-nucleotide messenger RNA. RefSeq lists its product as uncharacterized. Gene Ontology annotation, cellular component: proteasome core complex; cytosol; proteasome core complex, beta-subunit complex. The record is from RefSeq and is a predicted model, not a curated record. The transcript is spliced from 2 exons. NCBI's taxonomy places the organism in Eukaryota, Fungi, Ascomycota, Eurotiomycetes, Chaetothyriales, Cyphellophoraceae. Bases 1 to 549 code for a protein of 182 amino acids. Gene Ontology annotation, molecular function: peptidase activity. Gene Ontology annotation, biological process: proteasomal protein catabolic process.